AUUUAAUAUGAGAAGGUAAUACCUUAGAUUUUUUUUCACUAUGGGCACAUCCUAGAAAUUCAUUCACUAGAUGAGAAUUCCAAGUUAUUAGUUUUCUCAAACCACUUAAACAAACGACUAUAGGGAAAUUUUAAAUUAACUUAACCAAUUACAUAAAGAAAAAUAAUAAGAUCAUAAAUGUAAAUGAUUGAUUUAAUAUGAAAGAGAUAUCAAGCUUACUUUAGCAAUUAAAGCCAUAUUUGCCUUAAUUUGAAAAUCCAGAAAUUAGAGAAUUGGUAUCCAUCACCUUUGCUUAGUAAAUAAAUGAUGAAAAUUAUGCACAAAAAGUAUUUGAUAGAACAACCCAAUUGUACUUAGAAUAGUAAUAUAAACAAUAUAAUCAAUUAGAUAAGCCUCCUUAACAGAAACCCUAGACAUCUUAUCCGUAUUGGUCUCAGGAAAGUACUCAAAAGAAUUUUAUUAAUAAUCAUUCAAUUUUGUAGCCGCAGUUUCACAGGCACCUGAUUUAACUGCAUCACAAAUUGGAUUGACCAUCUUCAUCUAUGGACAAGUUUCAUAGCACACUAAAUCCACCAACAAGGAAGUAGAAAAGUCUCUGCUUUUGAAUUUCAAAUAAAACAUAGAUUAAUUCAGGUCAAAUGAUCUGAAGCAUUUUGCCUUUGGUUUGAUACUGGCUAGGAUUCAAAGGAAGGAUAUCUUCGAUUUAUUAGAAAAACAAAGCUUAGUGACAGAGAUGGAAUUUUAAGAUUUAAUCAGGUAAAUACCUAGUAUUCUAAAUUUAGAGUUGGUACGGGAAUAGCUUUAUUUGGUAAUGGAUCACCUGAAUUUUGGAAACUAUUGGAAGAACAAGCUAUAAAGAACAUCCCUACAACCGAGGCUUAAAAUAUUACAAAUUUGUUUAUGUUGUAUAAGCAAUUUGGACAUGGAACACAAGAGAUUUUUAAACUUUUUGAAUAGUAAUUCAUUUAGAGAUAUGACCAAUUCAACAGCCUAAUGAAGUUGCAAAUGUUUUCAAGCUUUGCUAAGAUCAGAUACCCAUCUUCCUCCAUUUUUAAACUCUUUUUCAGGGAUAUUGUUGGAAUCAUUUAGAGUGUUAAUAUUACAUCAGUCUAAAUGUUGAUUUUCGAUUGUUAGAAAGUAAGAAUAUGAAUCAAUGUGAUUUUAGAUCUUCCCCCAAUUUCCCAAACAAGUUCAACAAUUCUUUAUCAAUUUCAUCAUCAAAAAUUAUAAAAAGUUCCAUCCAGUCAUUAAGUCAAAACUCUAUGAUUCAUUUUAAGAAUAACAAUUAUUGACAGAGGAAUUAGAAGUUGCAUUAUUAAAAAAAAAAUGA
Messenger RNA from Paramecium octaurelia, 1330 nucleotides. The record is from the annotation of a GenBank genome assembly. NCBI's taxonomy places the organism in Eukaryota, Ciliophora, Oligohymenophorea, Peniculida, Parameciidae.